Molecule: messenger RNA, 2194 nt
Organism: Desarmillaria tabescens
Lineage: Eukaryota; Fungi; Basidiomycota; Agaricomycetes; Agaricales; Physalacriaceae
Exons: 9
Coding region: 43-2097 (684 amino acids)
Biological process (GO): endocytosis; actin cortical patch localization; actin filament organization
Cellular component (GO): actin cortical patch
Molecular function (GO): phosphatidylinositol binding; ubiquitin binding
Source: RefSeq, a predicted model, not a curated record
UCUCCUACUUACCAGUCUUCCUUCUUACACGGAGCUCACGACAUGAAGAAACUAUUUGGAAGAGACAAGACCAAGCCAGCAAAGAUAAAAGACCAGCAAGAGGACCAGCACCCAUCGAUUUCGACUCCGAUUCACCAGCAGCAUGCAUUAUACCAGCACAGCGCCCCGUCUCUGCAAAAUCAGAGGGAUAGCAGGCAUCCGACCUCUGACGAAGACCGUUGGGAGGUCGUCGACACUAAUGACCAGCCACGCGCUCCAGGCCUAUCUCCUUCUCGCAAUUCGUCCUUUAGUUCUUUACCACCCGGCGCUUCACCUCCAAUACCGGCACCAAGAUCCCCUUCACCUUUCACUGCAGCAGGGAAGAAGAAACAGUCUGCCUUGACACCAGCCUUGGGCAUACUCAGAGCUCUUGAUCCUCACAGCCUCGAUGGCACCGCUCACAACAACAAUGAUUCAUCGGUCUCUGACCACGGCCAUUCCGACAGGAAAAAUCGCUUUUGGACAAAGGACAAGCAUCAUGAAAGCCUAAGAGACGAUGACCCGCCCACUAUCACUAGGAUGAUAGGUUUCCUCACUGCUACCGCCUCGGAGGACUGGAGCAUGGUACUUGAAGUCUGUGAGCGCUCUUCAGCCAGUGACACCAAUGCGAAAGAGGCUGUCCGUGCAUUAAGACGAGAAUUCAAGUAUGGCGAACCUUCCGCCCAAUUAUCCGCCGCAAGGCUAUGGGCCAUCAUGCUACGCAAUUCUACCGACACAUUCAUCUCACAGUCAACGUCAAAAAAGUUUCUCGACACACUGGAAGAUGUUAUAACAUCUCCGAGAACGUCACCUGUCGUUCGUGAACGAGUGAUGGACGUUGUUGCUGCUGCCGCAUACGCCAGCGGAACAAGAAAGGACACUGGUUUCAGGGCACUUUGGCGAAAGGUCAAAUCCCCAGAAAAACCCGACGAGGGCAUCCCGUUUGAUACCGAUGACGCCAUGUUCAGCCCUCCCGUCAAUAAUAGACUUUCUCAUUAUGAGAAUCCAGUCUCUGCUCAAGACCCGGUGCCUCGUACAACGCAUAAUCACCGGAAACGCAAAUCACCCACGCGGAAUCGUAUCAUACCACCAGAGGAAGAUAUUAAACGUCUUUUCCAAGAAUGUAAAAUCGGACAGGGUAAUGCCAGCUUGCUUUCCCAGGCUUUGGCGCUUGCACGCCCCGAAGAUCUUCGCGAGAAGGAUGUCAUACAGGAAUUUUAUUUGAAAUGUCGGCAAUCCCAAGAAAUCAUUUACGCUCAAAUUCCUUGGGCAACCGCUGGUGCCGAAAGAUCCAGGGCAGAGCAACAACGAAAGCGCACACUAUCAGAUAACUCUCUCCUCGACGACGCUCCAGUACCGCUGACAACGGAGGAGCAACUGUUAGCAGCCUUGCUUGGAGCCAAUGAAGAGAUUGCAGAUGCUCUGCAACAGUAUGAUGACCUUGAAAGAGUAGGGUUGGAGCGCGAGGCGGAAGAAAACAGCCGUAGAGAUGUACGGAUGGAUCCUAAACAAAAGCAGCUAUUGGAACAGCAAGAACUGCUAUCGGCUAUGGCUGAUGUCCAUAUCGGCGGGUCAUCAUCACGCAGUCCAUCUCCGGCUCAUUCAUCGCGUUCUCGACCAGUAUCGCUACUUCAUUCUGAUGUUUCAGCAGCACAGACCCUGGCUCCGCCACCCGCGCCUCAUGGCCCAAGGUCCCCAACCCAAACAUCUGUGCAUUCUCGGACUUCUUCACCGAAUGUGGAACUGACUAUCGCGACACUGGCCAAUGGAUCAGAUUCGUAUUCUUCGUCAAGCGACGACUCGGUGGAGACACCCGUCAAGCCUAGCGCCAAAGCACUUGGGAAACGGAGAGUAAUAGAAGCAGAAGAAGCGGAUAACCCCUUCGAUCCAGACGACCUCUUUUACGAGAACAGGGACGAGUUUCCGGUUGAAGACCGGAACGACUCGGAUUCGGACGAUAGUCGCGAUGUGCGGUGGCAUAAUGCUCAUCCGGUGCAUUUUGUGUACGAUGCAGCAGCCGAGAGGACGAGGCAAAGGCUAGAAAAAGGACAUGCUUUGGUUGUAAACGGUGUACAUUAGAUAAGAGGAUUUAGUGAGAGACUAUCGUACUGUACAAUAACAUUUCAACCAUGCCGAAACCGAACAAUGCAUCGAGGCUAAGUGUGACCGUGACAGU